Messenger RNA from Aegilops tauschii subsp. strangulata, 789 nucleotides. Lineage: Eukaryota; Viridiplantae; Streptophyta; Magnoliopsida; Poales; Poaceae. The record is from RefSeq and is a predicted model, not a curated record.
AUGGACGUCAACGUCAUCAUCGAGGAGACCGCCAAGGAUGCUGUCGCCGAAGCCGCCAGAGCCGCUGCUGACGAGGCCUCCAAGGAUGUGCAUGAAGAAACCGCCAAGGAGUCUGCUGGGGGGGGGGCAGCAAGGAGACCAGCGACCGUACUGACAGCACUCCUGCCGCAAGAGCGCCUGGUGCUGCACCGGUCCUGGAGCCCCCAGUUGCCGGGUGCUGCAGAAGAGGCUCGCCUAACGGCACACCGCGUCGGGCUUGAUGCUCAUGAAGAGGACCUUGCCGCUCAGGAGGAGGUGCUUGCCGCCAAGCUCCGCGGCAAGGACGAAGAAAUUGAAAAGCUUCUCGCGCAGCAGACCCAAGAGCUGGAGCAAAAACACAAGGAAGCACUUGAAGCUUUGGUCUCGGACCACACCGGCAAGCUGAAGGAAGCCAUCAAUACCGCCGAAGCUGCAGAGGCCGCCAAGAACGAGCUGGCUGACAAGGUGAAGAAGCUGGAGGCGGAUCUGGAGGAUCACGGCAAGGAGAUCUCGAUGCUCAAAGAUAACAGAGAGAAAACUCUCUACGACUUGGAGGAGAUGCAAACUGCCAUAUCCGAAAGGACCAAGAAACUCUCCUCCGCCAAUGAAUCCAUUGCCGAUCUGGAGCUGAAGCUGACCACGCUGAAGGAGUCCCUUGAGAGCAGCAGGGCUCGCGAGAAGACUCUGACCAAAGACCUUCGGGACGAGAAGGAGCUGCUGGAGAGUGCCGCCGCCACCUAUAACGACUAUGACAAAGGCGUGAAAAUCUAG